GGCCCUUCCUGUCCAUUCUACCUGCACUGGACCCUGGGACUGUGGAGCACAUAUCCCUCCUGAACAAAGGGGCUUUUUCACAAGGCCCACACGCCAAUAAAUCAAUAAAAGGGACACCCCAACGCAAAGUAACUUUGCCCACCGGGCCUGUACACCCCGACUCGUUCUAUAAGCUUGCACUCGCUUUACCAGUCGCAAGUUUUACAGAGACACUCCAAGACCCCCAGAG
Pelobates cultripes (western spadefoot toad) is the source of this 229-nucleotide messenger RNA. Lineage: Eukaryota; Metazoa; Chordata; Amphibia; Anura; Pelobatidae. The record is from the annotation of a GenBank genome assembly.